GACUGCACGAGCGCUCAGACAACGCUGUAACACUGCAGGUAUCGGAGAGUGACGAAAAUUCCUGAGAGGGGUUAUUGACUUGUCCAUAGCAAGGCUCGAGAUAAGUGACCGGCCAAGGGAAGGAAGCCUCAGUGUGGUCGGCAAUGAGUUUACCAGAGGGAAUGCUGUUCCGUCCACUGGACGAGUUUGGGAUCCCACAGAACUUGUUUGGUAUGCUUUUCACAUUCAUGGUGGUCUUAAUCCUGACCAGGUUGUUACAAGCCCACUUCCUCAACAAGGACAAGCCUGUAGGUAACCUACCCCCAGGUCCCCAGGGCUACCCUAUCGUCGGAGAUUUACCAUUCUUCAGUAAGUACGGUUCGCUGGAGGGUUUCCGCAUGCUGAGGAGACAGUAUGGGGAUAUAUACAGUAUCAGUAUGGGCAUGUGGCCGACAGUUGUCAUCAGUGGCAAGGACGCCUUCAAAGCUGCCCUCUCUAUGGAAGAGUUUUCGGACAGGCCCUUAUUUUUCAUUAACAGACUCAUAGGGGGUCCAGUCAAGGGUCUUGUAUUUGGUAAAUAUAACUCGCGUUGGGUCUUGCACCGUAAAAUUGCAGGAAACGCUUUGAAGAUGUUUACUGGGACUCGGAACAACCCUAUAACUGAGAUGGUGCAAGAACAGGCCGAGGACCUCGUCAAGGAGCUCUUAGACCACAACGGAGAAGCGUUUGACCCGUGUGAAAGUAUACUAUUUUCAGUUGGCAGUGUCAUAUACCAGGUUGUGUACGGAAGAGGGAGAAAGGCACAUGAGGAUAAACAACUUUCUUAUCUCAUCCGGAAUUUUAGCGAUUUCAAAAAUUUCACAAGAGUCGGAAAUCCUUUCGAUGUGAUGCCCUUCAUGGCAUUCCUAACACCUUGGAAAUAUAAAGGUAUACUAAGCAUUCUGUUCCGAAUGGGGAGGCUAGCUGCUAAAAAGAUCAGAUACCACAAGAAGAACUACGACUCUGACCAUCUCCGAGAUGCGACGGACGGUCUUCUGCGUGCGACUGAAAGUUACUCACCCGAGGAAAAACUGAGGGUGGGUCUCACCAACAAGAUGAUUAUGGAAACGGUGCAUGACUAUAUCGGAGCUGGAUUUGACACCGUGGCCUCAACAUUGACAUGGGCCUUUAUGUACCUCGCUGAAAACCCAACAGUACAAUCAAAAGCUCGUGCCGAACUGGACAAUGUACUCGGAAGCCGAACUGUGACGCUGCAUGACCGCGCCAAACUGCCAUACGUAGAAGCGGUAAUGUUGGAGGUGCUCCGAACCGCAGCAACAUUGCCAAUGGCCGUCCCACACGGGACGACACGUGACAUCAUGUUCAGGGAUUAUCUCAUACCAAAGAACACAGUAGUAUUCUUUGACCUAUAUGGCACCUCCUUCGACCCAGAUCUCUGGGAAAACCCCGACGAUUUUAAUCCUGAAAGAUUUCUCACUAAGGAUGGCACAUUAGAUCAAGCUAAGGUUGACCUUACCGUUUCAUUCGGGUUCGGUAAGCGGAGAUGCUUGGGAGAAGGCCUGGCCCGUUUAGAGGUCUUUCUCUUCCUAGUCAAUGUUCUUCAGAGGUGCGAACUGCACAAACCAGAAGGCCUCUCAUACGACAAGGUUGGACUGUAUUCCUUCGUUCGCUCGCCGAAUCCCUACAAGUUGAUAGCGAGGCCCACAGAAUGACGACAGAGGGCGCUAUCAUGAAAGAUUGAGUUUAAUAUGUGACAAAAUGACAAAAACUACCCCGAACUUCGUAACUGUUUGGCAACUUUUUUUGUUUCUGAACAAAUAUUAAUGACUUUCAUGUAGAUAGCUGUUAUCAUGUUAACUUCACCAUAGAAACGAAUUAAGAUAUCAAACAAUAUGCUGCUCAUACUGUCAUCGACAACGUUGUUGCUGAAGAUGAAAUUUAAGAUUUUUUUCAGCUAUGAAAUUCUAUACAAGAGAUACUCAACAUGAAGUUGGUGAGUUAUUUAUUUACACCUAUUAUGUAAUGGUUAAAUAUAUCAAUCCAAUCGACACAGCCUGAUUGAAGUUUAGAAAGGUCAAAUAUGAUUUACCCCACUAUAAAGGAACAACUAAAUGGUAUUUAAAAACUGGUAAUUUUGUCAUUUUAACAAUAAAUUCGUGAUAUAAUCCAUUAUGUAUAUAUUGGUUUUGUAUAAAAUUAUAUAAAUAUUGUACCGUAAGUAAUAAUGUAUGUAUGUAUGACACUUACAUAGGUAUACAAGGUAUUAACUGGUGGAUUUCUCAACUUACACUCGGUAUUAUAGUAGGGAAUCGGGUCCAUUCAUCCGAUCAGGAAUUUUACCAAAUUAAUCCUAAAUGGCUUUUUAAAGGAAGGUCGAAUACACACGUGAUGAUUACCUCCACUUUUGCAACGUACAUACAUAUUUACAUAAAUAUUUAAAUUACAUUGACGCAAGUAUUCUUACCCUUUGAAAUGUAUUUUCAAUUAGGUUAACAAAAUCAUAUAAAACACAUUAAUCGAGUACCCAAGUUUAACACGUCAAGAUAAGCUGCCCUCGACAUAGUCGAGAUCUUUAAUAGCCCCCUGGAUUAUGGUUGUAAUUAUCAAGUGCCCCCAAGUCUAUGUAUAUGUAAUACAUUUCUAUGUGGCUGUGCUAGUGGGCUUGAAUUCACUACGCGGAAAUGUCACUAAUUCAAAACUAAUAGAAAAUAAAUAUGUUCAUUUCAA
This is a messenger RNA of Pecten maximus, 2706 nucleotides long. Its product is annotated as cytochrome P450 1A1-like. Lineage: Eukaryota; Metazoa; Mollusca; Bivalvia; Pectinida; Pectinidae. The record is from RefSeq and is a predicted model, not a curated record. Gene Ontology annotation, molecular function: monooxygenase activity; heme binding; oxidoreductase activity, acting on paired donors, with incorporation or reduction of molecular oxygen. The coding region runs from base 144 to 1691 and encodes 515 amino acids. The transcript has 2 exons.